Molecule: messenger RNA, 1814 nt
Organism: Phragmites australis (common reed)
Lineage: Eukaryota; Viridiplantae; Streptophyta; Magnoliopsida; Poales; Poaceae
Product: 7-deoxyloganetin glucosyltransferase-like
Exons: 2
Coding region: 173-1639 (488 amino acids)
Molecular function (GO): UDP-glycosyltransferase activity
Source: RefSeq, a predicted model, not a curated record
CCAACCGAUAAUUUAAGAGUUGUGUUUCUUUACUUGCCACCGAGGCACCGACACAACAACGAACGGCUAUAUAGGAGUAUCUCGCUGGCUGCAAUCCGGGAAACUGCAGCUCUCAUAGAGGACUCCUACACAAAAAAAGCAGAGCUGUCUCUCCAUUCCGGGAACCAGUGUGAUGGCCGCUAGUGCUGUCCCGGCCGGCGAGAAGCCACACGCGGUGUGUGUACCCUUCCCGGCGCAGGGGCACGUGACGCCGAUGAUGAAGCUUGCCAAGGUGCUCUACUGCAAGGGCUUCCACGUCACCUUCGUCAACACCGAGUACAACCACCGCCGCCUCAUCCGCUCCCGCGGCCCCAGCGCCGUCGCGGGCCUCCCUGGCUUCCGGUUCGACACCAUCCCCGACGGCCUGCCACCCUCCGACGCCGACGCCACGCAGGACCCGGCCUCCAUUUGCCACUCCACGAUGACCACCUGCCUCCCGCACUUGCAGAGCCUGCUUGCCCGCCUCAACAGCACAGACGGGGUGCCUCCCGUGACGUGCGUCGUGGCGGACAACAUCAUGAGUUUCAGCGUGGACGCCGCCAAGGAGCUCGGCGUGCCGUGCGCGCUGUUCUGGACCGCCAGCGCCUGUGGCUACAUGGGCUACCGCCACUUCCGGUUCCUCCUGGACGAGGGCCUCGCGCCUCUCAAAGAUGAAGAGCAGCUGACGAACGGGUACCUGGACACGCCGGUGGGUUGGGCGCGCGGGAUGAGCAAGCAUAUGCGACUCAGGGACUUCCCAACCUUCAUCUACACGAUGCGCCGCGGUGAUGACAUCUUGCUCGAUUUCAUCAUGCGCGAGGUGGAGCGCACGGGCGCCGCGACCGCCGUUAUCAUCAACACCUUCUACGAGCUCGAGCAGACGGCACUUGACGCCAUGCGCGCCGUCCUCCCGCCCGUCUACACCAUCGGCCCGCUCACCUUCCUUCUCGAGCAACUGGCCGUCCCCGACGGCGCACCGAUCGGCACGAUCCGCUCCAGCCUUUGGAAGGAAGACCACGACUGCCUGCGGUGGCUGGACGGCAAGCCGUCCCGGUCCGUGGUGUACGUGAACUACGGGUGCAUAACCACCAUGUCCAACCAGGAGCUGGUGGAGUUCGCGUGGGGGCUGGCGAACAGCGGCUACGAGUUCCUGUGGAUCAUCCGGCCGGACCUCGUGAAGGGCGAGACCGCCGUACUGCCUCCUGAGUUCCUGGAGACGACGAAAAGUCGGUGCCUCCUCACGAGCUGGUGCGACCAGGAGGCUGUGCUGCGGCACGAGGCGGUCGGGGUGUUCCUGACGCACAGCGGAUGGAACUCGACGAUGGAGAGCCUGUGCGGCGGGGUGCCGAUGCUGUGCUGGCCGUUCUUCGCGGAGCAGCAGACCAACUGCCGGUACGCGUGCGUGGAGUGGGGCGUGGGGAUGGAGGUCGGCGGCGACGUGCGGCGGGAGGUGCUGGAGGGCAGGAUCAGGGAGGCGAUGGCAGGCGAGAAGGGGAGGGAGAUGAGCCGAGGGGCGGCCCAGUUGAAGGAGGCUGCCGUUCGUGCAACGCAGCCUGGUGGCAGGGCGUUGACCGACCUAGACGAUCUGAUCAACAGCGUCCUUCUACCCAGGAAAAGCUGAUAGAUUUGUGUGCCAAACGCUGAUAGAUUUGUGUGCCUGGAACUCAUGUGGAUGUAGUUUCAAGUGUUGCAUGCCACUAGAAUAAGGGUUCCGAAUCCUAAGAUCGUGCUUGGGCACUGUUCACUCUUUUACCCUGAUUGAGCUAUGUCACAGUAUCGCUUGGAGGUGCUUUUCU